This is a messenger RNA of Temnothorax curvispinosus, 1566 nucleotides long. RefSeq names its product transcription elongation factor, mitochondrial-like. Bases 364 to 1422 code for a protein of 352 amino acids. NCBI's taxonomy places the organism in Eukaryota, Metazoa, Arthropoda, Insecta, Hymenoptera, Formicidae. The record is from RefSeq and is a predicted model, not a curated record. Gene Ontology annotation, molecular function: DNA polymerase processivity factor activity. Gene Ontology annotation, biological process: mitochondrial transcription; transcription elongation by mitochondrial RNA polymerase. Gene Ontology annotation, cellular component: mitochondrial nucleoid. The transcript is spliced from 7 exons.
GUUAAGAAAGAUGUUUCGAAUGUACUUUUUACGUUUCUUCUCAGCUUUUUCCGUUCAAAGUUGUAUAUAAUACAUAAUACAGUGUUAUUUUGAACGUGUAAAAUGCAUAGAGUUUCCUUCAUCACGUCAGGUUAGGCGCAGAAAGCGCAAUAUAACCUAGCUACAAAGCAGAGCAUAUUUUUCAGUACUUACAUGUGGGUAUUUAUUUGUAUUGCUUGCACAUAAAAAUUAAAUUUACGUCGAACACAUUUAUAGAGCUAAUUAUAUAUAUUGGUGCAUAUUGAAGACGUCAGUUGAACGUAUAAUAAUGAGAUGAUUAAUAAUCAAUUGUAUUACAUUUUGUGUCAAUAAUUUUACGAUAAAAUGUGGAACAUGAUGUUGACGAGAUUUUUUAAUACAGUUAUUAAAAACCAAAGAGCGCAGAUCUACAAGCAUCAGACACUGAGCGCAUUUAUUUUUAAAGUAAACAACAUGUGCACGGACACUUUUGAUAUAAAUCUUCUCUCUUUAGAAGAUAAGGAGAAAAUACUCCAAGUAAUAAAUAGCAAAAGCAUGAAAGAUCUAGCACAAUAUUCCAUUACUAAGAAGCGUGCAGAGAAAUUAGAAUUGCACCGUGCAAAUAAUGGACCGUUUGAAUCGUUGGACGAUUUGUUACAAGUACAGAGUAUGAAUAACAAAUGUGUGUAUAAUUUUUAUAAGUCAAUUAUAUGUGGUAAGAAAAAGCCUCCUAAGAAGAUUACGUCAGGCUUGGUUGUAACACCACAAAAUACUGAUACUAGUCAAAGGGAUGUCGAUACAGUAUUAGGCAUAUACGUAGGACAUGACUUGAUAAGUUGGUCAUUAUUAAAUCGCGAUUGCGAAGUAUUACAGUGGAGUUAUAAAUCUUUUCCACGAAAAGGGCCAAAAGAAAAUAUUCAUACUUUACUUCAAGAGACAAUACCAAUUGCCAAAAAAUUACCGAAGGCUGAUCGGUAUAUAAUGCAAGAGACCGGUGGUGACGUGGGCCGUAUACAAAAUCGCCACUUUUAUCAAAACUUUGUACAACAAUCUAUAAUAGGCGCUAUCAUUCUGUCGUAUCUGACAAUGUUGGAUAAUAAAUUUAAUGACACCACAGGAUUUGUGGCAAACAACAUAUUUAUACUUCGGCAGCGUGUAUUGCGAAAAAUCUAUGGACUUAUAAUAGACAACGAGGGUAUUUCCACACAGUACAUGGUGCAAAAGCUAUUGCAGGAAAGCAACGAACCGAUAAAAACAAAGGAACCAAAAGUGUUAAUAGGAACAGAAUUGAGAAACAUGUACAACGCACAAAGUCCUGUUUGUCAAGAACAAAUUGGUUGGUCGUUAUUAAUAUCGUUAGCUUUCAUAGAAUUAAUUGUACAUAAAAGACCUGACAUGAUCCUUCGUGAAGCUCCUCAAAGAUAAUAAAAUAUGAUGUUAGCUAUUAUUAAUUUAAUAAUAAUGCCAACAAAAAAAUCUUAUGAGAGAACAUCAGAACACAUCGUUGAUGAAUAUAUUUUGUAAAGUAAACAGAUCGCUUACAGUGUGAAUAAAGAAUAUUUUUUUUAA